Molecule: messenger RNA, 2663 nt
Organism: Perognathus longimembris pacificus (Pacific pocket mouse)
Lineage: Eukaryota; Metazoa; Chordata; Mammalia; Rodentia; Heteromyidae
Gene: Amer2
Product: APC membrane recruitment protein 2
Exons: 3
Coding region: 1-2208 (735 amino acids)
Biological process (GO): regulation of canonical Wnt signaling pathway
Cellular component (GO): plasma membrane
Molecular function (GO): beta-catenin binding; phosphatidylinositol-4,5-bisphosphate binding
Source: RefSeq, a predicted model, not a curated record
AUGACUCCCCUAAAUAGGAAUCCAUUCACUGUCCUUUUGCUGGACAAUGAAGGGCUGACGAAAGCUGCUUAUCCGACACCCCUCCCUCCCCAAUCCCUCGGUUGCCAUGGAGACGGGCGAGCGCAGCGGCGGCGGCGGCGGCGGCUGACAGUGAGCGCGCGCGUCCACGGGGGUCUGCAGAAGGAAGCCACCGCCGCUGCCGCCGCCGCCGCCGCCGCCGCAGCAGCAACAGCGAGCCGAGGAAGCCGGGGGUGGGGACUGGGGUCGUUCACGGUGGCAGACAUGGACUUACCUUGUGAUUGUACCUCGGAAACGCCAGCUCCGGAGCAGCCCUCGGGGAAGAUCAAUAAGGCGGCUUUCAAAUUAUUCAAGAAGAGGAAAACGGGGAGUACCCUGCCUAGCAUUUUUGGGGUCAAAAACAAAGGGGAUGGGAAAAGCUCGGGUCCCGCGGGGAUGGUGAAGAGCAGGACGCACGACGGCUUGGCGGAGGCGGUGUCGGUGCUGGAGAGCGGCAGGAAGGAGGAGGAGGCGGCAGCCCAGGACGAUGGGGUGGCUGACAGGGGCCGGGGCCUCCGCGGUGAUCAAUCCAACCCGGGGCCCCCCAAAGCCACCGAGGGGGGCAGCGUGAGCUCCCUGGCCAACAACAACAACAGCUCCGUGGCCAAGUCCCACAGCUUCUUCUCCCUUUUGAAGAAGAACGGCAGGUCGGAGAAUGGCAAAGGAGGAGAGCCUUCGGAUGCCAGCAAAGCCGCAGGCAAACAAAAGAAGGGGCUGAGAGGGAUUUUUAGCAGUAUGCGUUGGCACAAGAGGGACAAGCGCGGCGGCAGCAAGGACGGCGGCGAGAAGGAGGCCGCGUGCGCCCAGAGCCCGGGGAGCCUCAUCCUCCCCGGAUCGCUCACUGCAAGCCUGGAGUGCGUCAAGGAGGAAACGCCCCGAGCCGCGUGCAAGCCAGACAGCCCCACCAGCAAGGAGACCCCGCCAGACCCAGCAGGUGAGCUUGGAGGGGGUGAGGAGAGCCCUGGGGGUCCUUACGACAAAACCACCCAGGCAGAGGACUCCAGGGGGUACCACCACCAUCAUCCGCGCACCGAGAAGUCCUGGACACCCCCCGAAGCAGAAGCUGAUGAGGUCCACUCGGCUCAGGAGACUCCCAGCACAGGUGAUGUUCUGAUAAAGCCUGUCCCCCUUGUCGACUCGGAAUGUGGCAGUGGCCGGGCAUCUGCCAUUCCUGACCUUUCUUACUCUGUUGACCCACCCUCUGACCCGUCGGCUGAUCGUAUUUGUUUGAUGUUUUCUGACGUGACUUCACUGAAAAGCUUUGACUCUCUUACAGGCUGUGGAGAUAUUAUUGCAGAUCAAGAGGAAGAGGCAGAUUCCAGCUGUGACAAGCAUAUUCCAGGGUCAGGCAACACCGUGCUCUCUAAAAAGAAUCCCAACGUGAUUGCUUACCAAGGAGGAGGAGAAGAGAUGGCCAGCCCCGACGGGGUGGGUGACACUUACCUGCAGGAAUUCUGGGACAUGCUUUCCCAGACUGAGGACCAACGAGAAGCUAGGCCCCAAGACAGAGUGGCUAAGGGAGCGAUUGCCCAGGAAGCCAAGGCAGUCCCGCCAGACACAUCCAAAGACGCCAGGCGCGUAGAAGUAGCGAAGGAUGUGUCCUCCAUCAAGCGCAGGAGACUCAACCGGAUUCCUGUGGAUCUCUAUCCCAAGGAGGACCCCAAACACCCAGAGAAGGAGCAGCAAGAAGGGGUCCCCAACAGUGAUGAGGGCUACUGUGAGUCCACCACUCCUGGUCCAGAGGAAGACAGAGUGAACAGCAGUAAAAAGGCGAGUGUCCCCCCCGAAAGUGACAGCGGUGACGCCCUAUAUGACCUCUACACAGAGCCUAAUGGUAGCCCGGCCCCUCCUCCUGCCGGCCAGGAGAACACCUGUUUGUCCCGGCUAAAGCCUGUGGCUCCAGGCACCAUCACCUGUCCAUUGCGAACACCAGGCAGUUUGCUAAAAGACUCCAAAAUCCCAAUUAGCGUCAAACAUCUCACGAACCUUCCAUCGAGUCAUCCCGUGGGACCCCAGCCACCAUCCAGGAGUGACAUGCCCAGAACAAAAAUCCCAGUCUCUAAAGUGCUGGUCCGGAGGGUGAGCAAUCGUGGCUUAGCCGGGACCACCAUGCGGGCAGCCGCGUGCCACGACAGUGCCAAAAAGUUGUGAGAGCUCCCAGAUGGAGAUGAACGGUCCACAUGUCAAGGAAUGUACAAUUUGUUCCUGGAAACUACUGAAGGAUGUUUUGCUUUCUCUAAAGAAAUUCAUAUAGGACUACUCUUGUUUCCCAGCCUGGGACCCCGGUGGUCUUUGGCAGGCUGGAAACAGGGGUGGGAGAUAACAUUGGAAAGAGGAUGCCACAAUGAUCCUCCAUACAAGAUAAGUUCCUGGGAAUUCUUUUCAAGCACUUUUCCCCCCCUUCUUUUAUUAAAAAAAAAAACCUUUUGUUUUCCUUCCUCUCUCCCCUUCUCCCUUCAACAUGGUAGAACCCUCGGAAGUCACCUUUACUUUCCUUUGUAAAAAAUAAUAAUAAUAAUAAUUAAGACAACCAAAUCUAAGUAAAAGUCAUACCAGAAUACUGGGGUGUGGGAAGGGGGGGAUGCUAGAGCCAGAGGGUCAGGAGA